GCAUCAUCAUUCGUCAUUGUUCAUAAACAGGGCAGUCGAAGAAGUAGGAAGGCACUGGAAGCUCGGAAAUCACGUUUGUCCCACAAACAUAACCAUUACCAGAAAUCCGAUCCGCCGGUUCUUUCGCAGGCUUGCCGCUCCGCCGCUUGCCAGACGGCUCACUGCCCAUUUUAGUAGCGAAGCGGACUGAUUUGGUCAGAUGAUCGGAGAAUGCGGCUGAAUUUUAACUCCGCUAUUCACAGGCGUUUGUCUUCGAGAGAGCUGAUGGAUCCCUUAGAUAGAGAUGAUGAAGAGAGUGCCGUUCGUUUGCUGAAUUCUCCAUCUGCUGAGGAAGAAGUUGGUAAUCCAUCGUGGAGGCUCUCUCUACCGCAUGUAAUCGUGGCGACAAUAUCUUCCUUCUUGUUUGGAUAUCACUUGAGUGUUGUUAAUGAGUCACUGGAGAGCAUUUCCAUGGAUCUUGGGUUUACUGGGAACACCUUGGCUGAAGGGCUUGUUGUGAGUAUCUGCCUCGGAGGUGCACUUGUUGGUUGCUUCUUUAGUGGUUGGAUUGCAGAUGGAAUUGGGCGGCGUAGGGCUUUUCAGUUGAGUGCCUUGCCAAUGAUUAUUGGAGCUUGUUUAAGUGCAAGCACUGGCAAUUUACAAGGAAUGCUCCUUGGUAGAUUCUUAGUUGGAACAGGAAUGGGCUUAGGUCCGCCAGUUGCUGCACUCUAUGUAACGGAGGUUUCACCUCCAUUUGUGAGAGGAACAUACGGGAGCUUUAUUCAAAUCGCUACCUGUCUUGGACUUACAGGGGCGCUCCUUGUUGGAAUUGCAGUGAAGGAGGUUAUUGGAGGAUGGAGAAUUUGCUUUUGGGUAUCUACUGUUCCUGCUGCUUUGCUGGUGAUUUGUAUGGAAUUUUGUGCUGAAAGCCCUCACUGGCUUUAUAAGCACGCCAGAAUUGGUGAAGCGGAAGCUGAAUUUGAAAGGCUACUUGGAGUUUCUCAUGUAAAAUCCGCAAUGUCAGAGUUGCUACGUUCAGAUAGAGGGGAUGAUGCAGAUGGCGUGAAGUUUUCGGAGUUACUUUAUGGUCGACAUUUCAGGGUUGUUUUUAUUGGAACAACACUAUUUGCUUUACAGCAAUUAUCUGGAAUAAAUGCUGUCUUCUAUUUCUCUUCUGUUGUCUUUAAAAGAGCCAAGGUGCCUUCAAACAUCGCCAACAUAUGCAUAGGGCUUGUUAAUUUGUUAGGUUCAAUAAUUGCAAUGCUUUUGAUGGAUAAGCUGGGAAGGAAGGUGCUACUUUUUGGGAGCUUUGUUGGCAUGGCAGCCGCAAUGGGCCUACAGGCUUUUGCAGCAAGCUAUCAAAUUCUAGGUUCUGCAACGUUAUAUCUCUCUGUUGGUGGGAUGUUGAUAUUUGUCUUUACAUUUGCGCUAGGUGCUGGUCCAGUCCCCGGUCUUCUUUUGCCUGAGAUAUUUCCAAACAAAAUCAGAGAGAAGGCUAUGGCUGUAUGCAUGUCUGUGCAUUGGGUGGUCAAUUUCUUUGUUGGCUUGUUAUUCUUGCGGUUGUUGGAAUUACUGGGAGCAAAGAUUUUGUACACAAUUUUUGCUUCCUUCUGCUUGAUUGCUGCCGCUUUUGUUAUGAGAAAUGUAGUGGAAACUAAGGGCAGGUCACUUCAAGAAAUUGAGAUCUCCUUGCUACCACCCCAGUAGAGGCAUGAUGCAGACUGCAGAGCAUGGGUCUCUUGAUCAAGUGGGUGAAUUUCUUGAAAUUUGAGAUGUUAAAUAGAUGGCCUUUUUAG
Molecule: messenger RNA, 1775 nt
Organism: Phalaenopsis equestris
Lineage: Eukaryota; Viridiplantae; Streptophyta; Magnoliopsida; Asparagales; Orchidaceae
Product: probable plastidic glucose transporter 2
Exons: 15
Coding region: 211-1686 (491 amino acids)
Biological process (GO): monosaccharide transmembrane transport
Cellular component (GO): membrane
Molecular function (GO): hexose transmembrane transporter activity
Source: RefSeq, a predicted model, not a curated record